Messenger RNA from Paramecium sonneborni, 1128 nucleotides. The record is from the annotation of a GenBank genome assembly. NCBI's taxonomy places the organism in Eukaryota, Ciliophora, Oligohymenophorea, Peniculida, Parameciidae.
AUGUUAGUAUUUAUUUUAUUUACAAUAAUAAACUCGAAACAGGUCUCCUUCCUAAGACAUGGUAUAAGAUCACCAAAUGAUUAUAAUGAUUAAGAUAAAGAGAUAUGGGGAGAUUAUCCUUAAGGAUAUUUAACAUAAAAAGGAUUUGAUUAGGUGAAAUUGAUGGCAACAAAUAAUUUUACAAUUCAUGAUGAAAAUGGUUAUUGCAAUUAUGAGUCCUUUAAUAUGAUUUCAUCAGUAAAACCUAGAGUUAUUCAUUCUGUGAUUGCUUUCAUUUAAGGAUUAUGUCCUUAAAACUAUAAUGAAAUUUUGGUACAAUAUUUUAUGGACUAUUAUAAACAAUAUUCAACAGAUACUUAAAAUUUUGAUAAAAUAAUAAAUUCUAACUUUAGUGAUCCUUUUAAAUUAAAUUUUGAAACAUUCAAGAUAAAUAAUGAUUUUAUGUUUCAUGGACAUAAAAGUGAAUAAUGUCCAUUAAUAGAUGUUCUUGAUGAUGCUAUAUAUAGCAGUGCCGAAUAUGAAGAAAUAAAUAAAUAGGUAAGAUAGCAUAAAUAAUUUAAAAAUACUUUUAAGUUAUAUAAGUAAUGUAAUCGUAAUUCAAAUGUUACAGAAGAGACUAUAACAAUAACUUAAUUAAAAAAAUUAUAUUCAAAUAUUUUGUGUAAUGAAGCAGAGGGAUUGUAUGAUUAUAAUUUAAACACUGAAUAAAUUGAUUUUUUGAUGAACAUCUUUAAAUUUUAAUAUUUUGAAAUAGAUUAUUCACAACCACUUUAACAUUAAUCAACUUUAUCAUAUAUUUUGAAAUGGUUGUUUUAAGAAUUCUUUAGUGAAGUAGAAGAAAGUUUCUUUUAUGGUCAUGAUGAUAAUUAAUAUGCUUUAUUAUCUGUCAUAACUAAAGAAUAGUCCUAUGUAAAAUUUGCAGGAAGAUUGCAAUUUAAAAUUACAAAUGAUGAAGUUAAUGUAUUUUUAGAUGAUAGAUUGCUUAUAACAAAUUUCUGUAGAGAAGGUGUUAAUUGUAAAAUAAGUGAUGCAAUUAGAUACUUAAACAAAUAUGUCAAUCCAAAUAUUGAAAGAGAUUGUUAAUUGAUUAUUUGAUUUAUGAUAUUAAAUACAUAAUUUAUAUACAAG